Molecule: messenger RNA, 1689 nt
Organism: Cadophora gregata
Lineage: Eukaryota; Fungi; Ascomycota; Leotiomycetes; Helotiales; Ploettnerulaceae
Exons: 3
Coding region: 668-898 (76 amino acids)
Source: RefSeq, a predicted model, not a curated record
UCCCGCCUCGAACUGUGCCAUAUAUCUGUAGAUGCAUGCGUAUGCAGCUGAACCUAUCCGACAUCCUUGACAUCGCCUAGUCCCUCCUACCAAAAUAGCCUGGUCAACAAUCGCAAGGCAUAUGCUCCCAACUGAUCUAUCCUCGUCUAACCUGCCCACAUCAAGCUACGAGAUGCCCAAGCGUUGCAUCUAUCGCUCCGAUUUGCACCUGGAAGGGAUCAGCAGAAACAGUUGAGCGGCUAUUGGUGGAAGGUGCGACUGAUGACUGACUGCGUUAGACGGACGCAUUAUCCGCAAUCCCAGAAGGACAGCUGAAGGAGGAAGCCGAGUCGUAUCAAGCAUAGCUUUCUUUUUCUUUCGACUUGGUUGCAUCCAGUAGUUCGCCCGGCGUUCACCCAUUCCCUGCUGUCCUCUCUUAAGCAGACGAAGGUGUGUCGGUAUAGUGUAUUCCAACAUGUGAGUAGCCACGGAAUUCUUACGCUAGGUGAUUGAUCCAUGUAAUGCAGAUGAUCCAUUGUCAGCCCAUUGAAGAGCUGGAGUAUAACUGCGUCCAUUUGCUAAGACAUGUCUCCGGUACCAAAACAAACCAUCCAGCCAUCCAGUCAAUAGGCCAGCCAGCUCCCCCAAGCCAGUACUACUAAUCCAAGCAUAUGAAUAAAGGAUAUAUAUGAUUGAUUGCUGCAUCCAUUCGACACCAUUCCACCACAUAAUGCCUUUGGUCUGGGUCAGACCAAAUCCUAAUCCAAAUUCCGAGCCAACACCACCUCCGAAUCGAACGACUCCUGACGGGGAAAACCAGCCUCCUCCCCCGUACGAAGCCAAACCACCUUCAUCCUCUCAAGAGCCUCCGUCAGAUCGCCCAGAGAAGAAACAAUUAGUUUUCACAGAGGCAGUAUAGCCUCCACGAGUCCAGACGCCGACCUGCCAUUAAUAUACAACCGUCUAAAACCACCACCAUCUCUAUUUACAUGGGCAAGAUCAAUGCUCGGAUGGAACAAAACGGGUGAAUACUGGUCAUCUAUUCUUCUCGGUGUUCUUAGGUCAGAUAGCGAAGGGCUGGGACUCUGGCUAGAACAGAAUGCAGUCGUCUCCUGUUCUGAAUGAGCUCGUGAAGAAGACAGACGCGAGGUUCAUCUCUUGGUAUCGAUGAUGGUUUCGUUCAGUCUCCAAGUCAAAUUACGCGAUUCGUAAAGUUGAGGGAAUAGCAGAAUUACUUCAGUUUACGCUCUCAUUAAUUAACCACUUGUUGCUUUGAAACUUCCACCUCAUGAUCCCCAAGAGAUACCUCGCUUUUGACUUGCCUCAUUUUAUUGCCCAAACUAAAGAGAGGUGGUACAUGCAUCUCCUUGACCGUCCACCCUAGAGUAGCAUCUUGACAUAACGAAUGAAAUCCCGUGGUGAUGUUAGAUCUUAAGAUCCGUAUCGAAGUAUUUAGUGACUGCAUUAUACCAUGAUUUCUAUCCUUGAUAUUAGGGGAGUAGAACGAGACAGUCAGAAAAUCCUUACCACCUUCUUUCAUCUAUAAUUGUGCGGGUGUGUUGACAGAAUCGGCCCUUGUGGUGUGACUGUUGGAAUCAGCAACCAAUGGAGCCCUUCAUGCAAGUGAAUUGUUGACACCAUGCUGCCAUUCACCGCCCUCAACAGAUCGAGUGUUCGCCUGGGCUUUGCAUCCCCAGGAGUGAUUGGCCA